UCUGAACCCAAUGUUUGGUUUUGAACAUCUCAGUUCAUAAUCUCAGUUUAACUUUUAGGGUGGUUUCAAUCUGUCUGUAUUGUUGAAUUAAGACAUUGUUUUUGUUUUAAAACCGUUUGUAAAGAACAGGGUGUUAAGGUAAAACGACAAAUCUAGAAUACUUAGACUGAGAGAAAUGUUUUUUGUAGGAUUACAGAUUUUGGUGCAACACUAUAUUCCCAUCCAAAUGACCCUGAUUCCUAAUCCUGUUUUCUGCUCUGUGUGUGUAGCCGAGGAGGACAAGCAGCCAUUUAAGAAACUGUACCGACUGGACUCGGUCCUAGGCAAAGGAGGAUUUGGUACCAUAUACUCUGGUGUUCGCCUGGCUGACGGGUUGCCGGUGGCGGUGAAACACGUGCGCAGGGACAAAGUGGAUCAGUGGGGCACUCUGUGUGGCACUGUGGUACCCCUGGAGAUUGUGUUGUUAAAGAAGGUGUCUGGGACUUUCGGAGGGGUGGUGCAGCUGUUGGACUGGUGGAAGUUGGUGGACGGUUGGUUGAUGGUGAUGGAGCGUCCUGAGCCUGCUCAGGACCUUUUUGAUUACAUCACAGAGCAUGGUGCACUGGAUGAGGCGGUGGCUCACGGCUUCUUCCUGCAGGUUCUGGAGGUAGUGCGUCACUGUUACACCUGCAGCAUUGUCCACAGAGACAUCAAGGAUGAGAACUUGCUGGUGGACCUGAGGACCGGACAGAUCAAACUUAUCGAUUUUGGCUCAGGUGCCUUCGUCAAAGACACUGCCUACACUGACAUGAAUGGUACACUGGUGUACAGUCCACCAGAGUGGUUCCGGUUUCACCAGUAUCAUGGUCACUCAGCCACUGUCUGGUCACUUGGCGUGUUGCUUUAUGACAUGGUGUGUGGGGACAUCCCCUUCAGAAAGGUUAAAGACAUCCUGAGAGGACAGAUUUACUUCAGAUGCAAAAUCUCCACAGAGUGCCAGGAGCUGAUUAGGUGGUGUCUGAGCCAGCAGCCUUCUCACCGGCCAACCCUAGAGCAGAUCCUCCUCGACCCCUGGGUGACUGGCAGCAACAGUCAGCAAAAAGACAACAUCAUCUUUCAUGCCAUUACAGCUGACUCUCCCUCGUCCUCUUCCUCCUCAAACCAGCAGAGCCCUUGACUGGUCAGUGGGACACUGCCAAGGGGCAUGACUUACACUUGAUUGAUAGUUGUCCUUUGGUGUUUUCUGUUUCCUUCCAGGUGUUCCAGGUAUUUUUUUUUGUUUUUGUUUUUUUUUUUGAGGCUGCUACCUACCAGCUGUUUUGUCACACCAACCAAGCAGCUGCUGGUAGCCUCAGUACAAAACACUGUAAAUUAGUUCUCAAAACGUACUGAGGUUGUAAAACGCACAUCCAGUGGUAAUACUGAGCUGUGUAUUUUGAUAUAUUUUUUAAAUGUGUAUUUUGUACACUGUGGUUUUGUUUAUGUUUAUUUACAGAGGCAUUCCUCA
Scatophagus argus is the source of this 1486-nucleotide messenger RNA. RefSeq names its product serine/threonine-protein kinase pim-3-like. Gene Ontology annotation, cellular component: cytoplasm. The transcript has 5 exons. Gene Ontology annotation, biological process: regulation of mitotic cell cycle; negative regulation of apoptotic process; protein autophosphorylation. Gene Ontology annotation, molecular function: protein serine/threonine kinase activity; ATP binding. Bases 176 to 1156 code for a protein of 326 amino acids. The record is from RefSeq and is a predicted model, not a curated record. Lineage: Eukaryota; Metazoa; Chordata; Actinopteri; Scatophagidae.